AAGUUGAACAAGUCAUCACGGAGUGUUGUGAAUAGAAACGGGAGGGAAAAAAUCUAGUUAGAUUGCCUGCAUGGAUCAGAAAUAAAUGGCCCAAUAACUUCUGCAUGCCGUGAUCUUCAAUUCACAACGGUUAACUUGAUCCAUAUCGAUUUUCUUGACCCCUGUACCAGCCAUUGUGCAUCGCCUUCACCAACAUGGCAGAAGGCGAGCCAUCAUACAUUGACUACGACACAUUUCUCGACGCUGAUUUCAAUGCUGCGUCAUUUGCAAAUACACUCGUGACCAGCACGAAUAAUAUCAAUGACACACAACUCGAUCUGGCCACGCCUCUCUCUCGGGUCUUGUUUGAUUUACAAGAAAUAGACACCCACAUCCACAACCUAACUACCAAAUCUGCCCUCCCUCUUUUAUCAUACACUCAAGACCAGACGCAGGCAAGCCAAAGGAUUCUCCAGGAAGUCGAGAACCAAGUCUCAUCUGUAUCCGAUGGGUACGAGCGACUCGAAAGAGAAGUUGGCCAGAAAUGGGCUAAGGCCGAGGAAGCCAGAAUCGCCUCGGAGAAUUCCUGGGCGGUUCUUCGGCUGUCUCGCGCUGUUGGGAGAUGCAUCACACUCGGCAGACAACUAGAAGGCCAGCUCGCCGAAGUGACUGGGCGAAGUACAGGCGGAAAAGACGACCAUCGCGCAAUGGUGCGCGCAGCUAACACAAUCCUGAUGCUGCGGCAAAUGUUCUCUGCGACUGGCGAAGGAGAAGAAGCACAUGGAAUGGACCGUGUCAAAGUCAUUCGGACCCUGAGAAGCGACCUUGUCAAUCCAGCUGAAACCACCACCAAGGCGAGAGCGCAGCAGGUGAUUAACCGAUUCUCCGUCUCGACACUUGCGGCUAGUAGCAGUGCAGGUGGCACGCAGUCGCCGCCACCUACUGCUGCUUCUUCUACAUAUGUGCAAACAGAGGAAGCAAAGGCCAGACUAUCGUCAGCUAUCACGACACUAUACCUCCUCUCGCCCACCCCGAAGCUAGGAACCUCUGCAGCCGACUUCCAGCCCGAGCUGCUCCUUUCUACACUACAGGGGUAUAUUCAUAAUACGCUUACCGCAUCUCUGUCGUCUGUUGCGAGGGCACUAGCAAUGUUGCCAUCUCUUGACCGCGCACUUUCAGAGGUAUCGAACCGAUGCCAGGAUCUAGCAGCCUUAGAGGCUCUUCUAGCUGGCACCAAACGACCAAGCCAUCCAUUAUUAUCGCCUCCCAACAAAGAGACAAAUGGAGAAGGCGGAAACGACAACAAUAACAACCUCCUUCAACCUCUCCUCCACGCCCUAGAUACCUCCUCCAUACCAUCAUACUACUGGCGCUCACUCGCAUCGUCGCUGCCGGCACGCGUGCAAGAGAUUCUCAAUCGUGGAGGCGUUUCGGCGCGAGCUCUCCGAUCCAACCGCGAUCGACUAAGGACGGAUCUUCGAGAUUGCGUUCUCCGUGGCUCGCAGAUACCGUCUAGUCUGGGGAAAGGUCGGACUGGAGUGGUGACUGGGAAUUGGGAACGGGAGGCAGCGGUCAUGGUUAGCUCGGUGGUUGGCCCUUUGGGGCGGUAGUACGGAUAUAUAAUGAAGUGGAUAUACGUGGCUACGAAAUCAUUUAAUGUACUGUACAUUUAUAUCGUCUUGAAAACAAAGGACAUCCCUGGUGUAUGUACAUUAAUAUUAAGAUGAAAAUUGUAUGUGCCAGAUCAACUGGGCUAGAUAUA
Talaromyces proteolyticus is the source of this 1741-nucleotide messenger RNA. RefSeq names its product putative golgi transport complex component Cog5. Lineage: Eukaryota; Fungi; Ascomycota; Eurotiomycetes; Eurotiales; Trichocomaceae. The coding region runs from base 195 to 1589 and encodes 464 amino acids. The record is from RefSeq and is a predicted model, not a curated record. Gene Ontology annotation, cellular component: COG complex. Gene Ontology annotation, biological process: intra-Golgi vesicle-mediated transport. The transcript has a single exon.